Molecule: messenger RNA, 663 nt
Organism: Microtus ochrogaster (prairie vole)
Lineage: Eukaryota; Metazoa; Chordata; Mammalia; Rodentia; Cricetidae
Gene: Prr29
Product: proline rich 29
Source: RefSeq, a predicted model, not a curated record
AUGUCCUCCCCCAGGAGCGGGAGCUGGAGUGGCGCCCCAUCACAGAGUGCAGCCCCUACGCCCUGGGUGACCAUCUUGCAGCCUUUUCCUUCCCCUCUGCCUCAACCCAGCCGCGUCAAGGAAGACCUGCUGGAGCUCAUGAUGCUGCAGAACGCCCAGCUGCACCAGCUGCUGUUGAGUCAAAUGGUGGCAGGAGCCCUGAACCCGGGACCAGAGGGACCCAGCCCACAGGUCUAUACAGACAGCCAACAGGAACAGGUGGAGGAAGAGAUGGAGGCGCAGGAGCAAGAAGAGCCUGUGGUGGUCCACCACCACUAUUUGCCGGGCCCCAUGACACUCUGGCCAUCUUUCCUCCCUGUUCCCCCACAUCAACCUCCCUGGCAGGGUGCACCCAGGAUUCAGCACCAGCCGCCUGCCUCCAGGCAAGGGGAGGUGAGAGAUGUGCCCCCACCGCCACCCCCGAGUGCCACAGGGACUGUUGGUGCGGAUGUACCCCCAGCUUCAGAGUACUACGAUGCUGAGAGCCUGCCCUGAAGACGAAUCAUCAUCCGGCCUCACCCGCUUCAGCACGGGGCUGCCAGCAUGCUGGACUCUGCAUCCAUGCUGAAGCCCUUCAUCCGGCCUCACCCGCUUCAGCACGGGGCUGCCAGCAUGCUGGACUCU